AUACAAAAUAGUUCUAUUGGCAAUUCACCUCCACCCUUCAGCUGAAUUUCUAUUUCCAGAAAUGCAGUUUCUCAUUGUCAGCCAAACUUUCUGAUCAGCGUAUUGUUUUUAGAAGAAAGGGAUAACUUGUAAGGCUCAAGGAACAUAGUUGCAAAUUGCUAAGAUUCUUCUUUAUCACUUGAACGUCUGUUAUAUACCCUGCACGUGAGCCAAAUCUUCAUUUAAAUUCCAAACUCCAAAAUAAACAUUUCCAUGAAGAAUUCUUGCAAUACACAAUAACAAAAGAUAGUCAAAACUCUUCUGAUUUAGGCAGUUUUUGUUUAAGUAGACUAUCUAAACACAGCUGCCACAACUUCCAAUACAGAGCAGCAUAAAACCACCUGCACUUGGUUUCGCCCUUGGAAAAGACGCAUCUUCCCUCUCGUUAUUAGAAAAUUCCGUACCAAAUAAGAUAGUUUUCUCAUAUUGCAUGAAAUACAGCAUUUAACUUAACCUGACUCCUACAACCCAACAUAAAACCUGUUCCAGAGCGGUAACAGACCCAUAAUUAAAAUUGCAUCAAAUGAUACGUUAACAGAAAUACUUAACACUUAAAGCCUUAAAUGGACAGACAUAGAAAUGCAGCCUCAGACUGAGACUUUGGGCUGUGAAAUGUACACCCACGACCUUGUUUUGCUGGCCUGCUUUGUAACCACGGGUUCCGCCCUGAGAUAGGUGAUGGGCCGCUCUCCAGCCGUCUGAUAACUCAUGAAGAUUUCUGUCUCUUCCGCCACCCACUUCACAGGUAGUAUGUGACUCCUCCACGCAGCGGGUCCUGAGCCUGCGGCAGAGCUGGGGCCCAGGAGGGCAGUUUCUCAGUCGCCACGCGGCCCAAUCGCCACAUCUCCAUCCCGCGUCCGGUCCCUCGAAUGUAGGCCAGGCUUUUCGCUUGCUUUACCCGUGGUGGGAAGCCAAUAGUUACUUAUGGCGGAAGGAAUAUUAUUAUCUACGUGUCACUCGGAGAUUGGAGGACGAGUAGAAAGUACAAGCCCUCCACACCGCGCUCGGCCGCGGUCCUUUCCCCGUCGAGCCUCCUCCAAGCCACCGCCACCGCACGCGGUCCUAGAGGCCAGCCCGCGGGGAAAAAAGAGCGCGGACGCGCGCAACUGAGCAUGCGCCGCUGCCCGUCCGCACCGCUUUACGACCCUCCCCCCUACCCCCACCCGGGGGCCGUGGGAGCUGCGUCGCGAAAUCAACCACGCUCUCUCCCCGCCCCUCAGGCCGCUGGGACCUGGAGCGUCCGGGAGCGGGCGCCCGUGCGUGAUGACGCACGUGGUCGCGAAGACGUGGGGACGCAGGCGGGUCGUAUAGAGCGCUCAGCUACCUGUGUAUCUUCCCAGAUUCCUCACGUCUGACCACAUUUUCCCGUCACAGGCUUGAUAUCUAACCAUGCAGCGGAGGUCAAGAGGAACUCAUAUUGGGCUGCUGCUUCUCCUUUCUCAAAUCUUCCGCGUUGGGAUCAACAAUAUUCCACCUGUCACCCUAGCAACUUUGGCUCUCAACGUCUGGUUCUUCUUGAAUCCUCUGAAGCCGCUGCUUAGCUCCUGCCUUAGUGUGGAGAAGUGUUACCAGCAAAAAGACUGGCAGCGCUUACUGCUUUCCCCUCUUCACCACGUGGAUGAUUGGCACUUGUAUUUCAAUAUGGCAUCCAUGCUCUGGAAAGGAAUUCAUCUGGAAAGAAGACUAGGAAGUAGAUGGUUUGCCUACGUCAUCACCACGUUCUCCCUACUCACUGGGGUGGUGUACCUGUUCUUGGAAUUUGCUCUGGCAGAACUUAUGGAUGAACCUGACUUCAGAAGGAACUGUGCUGUAGGUUUCUCAGGAGUUUUGUUUGCUUUGAAAGUUCUUAACAACCAUUAUUGCCCUGGAGGCUUUGUCAACGUUUUGGGCUUUCCUGUACCCAGCAAAUUUGCUUGUUGGGCAGAACUUUUGGCUAUUCAUUUCAUCUCGCCAGGGACUUCCUUCGCCGGACACCUGGCCGGGAUUCUUGUUGGACUAAUGUACACCCGCGGACCUCUGAAGAAGAUCAUGGAAACGUGCUCAGGCGUUUUUCCCUCCAAUAUUGAUUACCCAGGACAGCAGGACUACUUUAAUGGUUUAGGCUACUUUGGAUAUCAGGAUUAUUACCCACGUGGCAGGCCAGGUUACUAUGACGAAGUACCCAGGAACUAUGACGCAUAUACAGCGGGACUGAGUGAAGAGGAACAGCUGGAGAGAGCGUUAAGAGCCAGCCUCCGGGACCAAGGAAAUCGCAGAAAUAGCCCCCCGGCCUAUGGGUUCCAUCUCACACCGGAAGAAGAAAUGAGGAGAAGGCGGCUUCACAGAUUCGACGGCCAGUGAGGUGACCCAGCCGUAUGAACAGAUGUGAUCCAGCUGUGCUAUCACUGCCCCCAAGCCCCCACUUAGUUUUAAACAAAAGCAGAGGGCACUGUGACCGUCCCAGUUGCUCACAUCUGCCGUGGCCCUUCGUCCUAUGGCCUCUGUGAGUCUAAUUUGCAAGCAGAUUGACAUCUUGAGACCAGGCUUGUUGGAUGCAGCUCACAGCUCUCUGGGAGUGGCCCACCUCCUGGCCUUGUCUUCUUGCAGACAGAAAGUCAGCGUCUCCACAUAGGGACCAGUUUCCACGCUCAUUUCUCUCACUGCUGACUCAGCCUUGUUUUGUCUUUGAAGACCGUGACCUUCGCCAGCAGGUUUGUGUUCACCAGCCCAGAAGAUCAGGCCCUCAUCCUGCUCAGUGCUCGACUUGGCAGGAAGCAGGGAGCCGUCCCUCAUCCUCCUGGCAUGUUGCCAUGGUGACUUUCCAGGAACAGGAUGUGGCCACCAUCGCAGGCUGUCGUUCCGGUCUCCCUUGCCCAAGCGCCUCGGCUCCUUGGGCCCCCAUAUCUGGAUGGUGGUUGCAGUGAGCCUGCUUUGCUGUGCUAACACUCUGCCUUCACGGGAUGUGUAACUGGAAAAGCGUAAGUAAGACCUCAGAUGGGAAACCACUUACACACUCCAUGACACAGCAGGCGGUAUCCACAGUUGGGCUCCCAGCAGCCUCUCCAGUGGCGAUGUACCAUCCCGGAGAUGCAACUUGUAUUGAACCAACCAGCAAAGCAGCAGCACGUGCCGCGUGCAGAAUAGUGACCAGUGGGUUGGUCACUGAGAAAUCCCUCGUGACAAAGUAUUUUUUCCUCAUAAAAGUGCCUUUUAAUUGACCACUAUAACAGCUGCUUGUCCUACUCACCAUCCAAGACACUCCCCAAACCCACAGACUGCAAGUCACUUAAGGUGUUUCCUGGUGCUUGUGUUUCGUGAAUAAAAGGAAAAAGUCAAAUAUCACUGAUGUCUUAUUUCAUUGAGAUAUUUAUGUUUAAAGGGAGUUAGAAGCAGAAAAGGAUCUUCCUAUUUUGCUUUAUUUGGCAUUUUAUAUAGUUUUCUGAUUAUGAAAGUAAUAUAUAUACCUUGUAUAUGCAUAAAGCAAACAUCUGGCAGGAAAUGUACCCACAUGUUAACAGAGGUUAUUUUGGAAGGUGGAGUGCAUAGGAGUUUGCUUUCUGUUUUUUAUGAUUUUGUAUUGCUGUCUUUUAAAAACAUGUGUAUACCUAUGUUACGUGUACUACUUUUGCGGUAGGAAAACUGAUUUAUAUGAUAGUAAUAAAUCAAGAAAUAUAUGAUCAGGAAAAUGGACUCAAUAAUAAGUAUUGUGUAUCCGUUGAUAAAAUUUACAAUAUAAACAGAAAUACAAAAAAAUACAUGUGCGAUUUAAAAAAUCACCUGUAUCCCCACCACUCAGAGGUACCCAGGGUUAACAUUUUGGGGAUAUUGCUUUCUCAGUCUUUGUAUACAUCUGACAAAUUUGGAGCAUACCAACUAUGCAGUUUUGUAUCCGGUUCCUAAUGUGAAUUGACCUGGGAGAGGCUUUUGCCACUUGCACGUACAUGAGCUAAGAAAAUCACCACGUGAGACCCGGGAGCACCUUGACCUGCCAGCUGGCACGGUGUUACCUGAGCUCCUUGGGUUAAUUUAUGACUGAUAAUAAAGCUACAUACAGCAUGUUUAUAGUAUGAAUUGUAUCUCUGAGUCUUGUAGAGUCAAACAUUUUAAAGUUUAAAUGUUCAAGCUAAAUGUCAUUCCUCUUUUCUCCCAGACUCUUGGAAUUUGUUUCCCAUGACCUCUGUUGGGAGUAAAAAGCUCAUUCUUAACACGCCAUCUUCUCAUAACACAUUGUAAAGGUAAUUCUGUUAUAACACUUAUAUCUUGCCCUAUGACUUUUUGUGCACAACUGUAGAAAGAUGUGCCUUCUGCAUGGGAGCACGGGUUAUGAAUGGCUCUGGGAUGAGGCCUGUGUCUUGUUAACUGUACACUUCUGCCUCAAGCCCGCCACCCAAAGGCUGGCCCCUGGCUCCCAGUAGGGGCUUAUUAAAUGUUAGCUUCCCCAAGGUGUUUUUUCAAUGCAUUAAAAGUCCAACCACUAUAUAUGGAAGUAUAUAUAUAUUUUUUUACUGCUGUUGAGUCCAAUAAUAGUAGCUCCUUGCUCCGUUUCACUUGUCAGAUAUAAAGACACCAGAACUGAAUUUCAGAUGUGUAACUGUAAUAUGCACGCCUUCUUGAUUUAUGGAGUGGAACACAUCACUAAACUUUACAGAUGUGGGAAAGGUCAUUUUAGUUACAAAUAUAAACCGGUUAUCUUAGCACAACAGUAAAGGUGUUUUGGAAAUUACUGUAAUUACUUUGUUCAGUUAAUAGGCUUGCUUGUAACCAGUGCUUAUUAUUUUCAAUAUCCAUCUUAUUUUUUUUCCUCCAAGAAGGAUUCUCCGAAGUUACGCCAGAAAACUGGAAUUGGAUCGAGAAAGACAAAAGCCAGUGCAUUCGACUGUCUCUAAUAGGAAAUAAGCAUUUAGAGCUGGUUUUAAAUUUGGUUUCUUUGCUUUAACAGUAAUUUCAUGAUUGUCUGUUAAACAUCCCCACACUUUGGCUGUGGUUAGUCAACUUAUGAGACCUCUUAAUUCAGAGUCUUUCCUUGGUUCUCAAGACGAGGGGGCAGUUAAGUUGCUUCCUCUUCGUGACCUUGGAAGUAUUUAGUGCCCCUGAUUCCAAAGUUGUGCGUGAUUGUUCAAGGCUCCUCUGUCCUUUUAAGCUGUCUGUUGUUGAGGCCCAGACAGUAAAUGGCUGGUUUUUGUAGAAUCGGGGCCAGUCUACAUAGUGGUCACACAUUCUGCCGCUUGGGGAGUGAGUUUAAAAGGGCUGAGACCCACCACCAAACAAGGACAGUAACACAGAGAGGGUGGGGCCAACUGGGCCACCCACUUCCCAGUCCUAGUUCAUCUUGGGAGAUUCAAUCAAAUAGUCAUUAAAACAAAACAAAACAAACCUAUCAUCUCUUCCUUUCCCUUCCCAUGGAUUACUGCAGUCAUUUCCUUUUUGUUUUUGCCCCUCGUCUUUCAUUUUAGAGUCACAGCCUCCCUGCUUAGAAGGACCUUAAAAUCUCUCAGUACACUGCUCAAUACUUAAAAUACCUCUUCUCUCAGUUCUACACAGCGCUGCCAGUUAUCUUCCGAAACCUACUUUUGCGACGCCACUCACCAUCUCAGUACCUUCUAUUGUCUCUCUGUUGCCAAAGGGUAAAGGUCAAACUCAUUUCCUCAACCAUGGGGCUCUAGCCAGCCCUUCAGCCUCAUCCCCCCUCAUCCAUAACAGAGUCUGUGCUGCUAACUGGUCUCGCCGUCCAAGCUGUGCGCUUUCCUGACCCUGUGACUUAAAUGAAGCAACCUUUUCCAAUCUCUCUGUCCAUCCAGAUUCUCCCCGUCCUGCCAUCAGACACCACGACCCAGAAUGCUCUGCUCCUGUAGAGUGUUCAUUACAGUUACCACACACCACCUAGAAUUGCUAGUUAUCCUUCAGUGAGAGGACUGUCUUUCUCUCUCGAUUGUGAACUUCACAAGGGCAGGAACCCUGAAUGUGUUACUGUG
Molecule: messenger RNA, 5990 nt
Organism: Physeter macrocephalus (sperm whale)
Lineage: Eukaryota; Metazoa; Chordata; Mammalia; Artiodactyla; Physeteridae
Gene: RHBDD1
Product: rhomboid domain containing 1
Exons: 7
Coding region: 1429-2379 (316 amino acids)
Biological process (GO): cellular response to unfolded protein; negative regulation of apoptotic process
Cellular component (GO): endoplasmic reticulum; membrane
Molecular function (GO): serine-type endopeptidase activity
Source: RefSeq, a predicted model, not a curated record